CCUACAGCCAGUAUGUUGAUCGGAUGCCGGAGAAGAGGACGUCAAUCCACCAGACUGAAGGUAGCACUCAUGCUCUUAGUAUUCAUUUGUCAAUUCGUCCAUGUUCUCAGCGAAAAGUCUCCCUCCACUCUGACUGUUGUGGAGAGCCCUGAGGCCAGCCUGGAGGGUGAGGAGGAUGCCCACGUGGAAGAGGGAGAUUCUGAGGAUUUGGAUGUGUUCCAUCCAACAGAUAAGUGGAAGACUCUCAAACCAGGUCAUGGGGUCCCAAGGGGCUCUCAAGUAAGGCUCAACCUCCAGACUGGACAGAGGGAGGUCAAACUUGGGGAACACCAGACUCUCAAAUACCAGAUAGAUGGACAAAGACAGGGGAAGGUGAACACACAGGGCCCAUCUGUCAGUGCUGAGGAGCUGAAGAAGGCUUUGAAAAAUAUCAAAGAAGGAGUGGAUCCCAAAACCAGUGACAAAGAAGAGACGGAGGCUCUCAGGGCCCAGUUUCAUACCAUGGAUGAGCUGAAAAAAGACAUGGUCAGGCUAGACAUGCUGAUGGAGUCAGACUUCCAGAUUAUGAGUAGACUGGUGUCCCAAUUCAACAGCUCUAACGCCACUGUGGAAGAGAAGGUUAAAGCUCUACAUGACUUAGAGUACCUUGUUCAUCAGGUGGACAAUGCACAGAACCUGGCAUCUAGGGGAGGGUUGAAGCUUGUGGUUGAUGCAUUGAACAGCACAGACUAUCGACUUCAAGAGAGUGCUUCUUUCGUUCUGGGAUCAGCUCUAUCAAGUAACCCGGUGGUGCAGGUGGAGGCAGUUGAAAGUGGUACCCUUCAGAAGCUGUUAAUGUUACUUGCCACUCCACGACCCAUGUCUGUUAAAAAGAGGGCGUUGUUUGCUCUGGCCUGUUUGCUACGUCACUGCCCCUUUGCCCAAAGCCACUUCCUGAAGCUGGGUGGGCUACAAGUGUUGGGGGAUAUUUUCCGAGCAUCUGGAGGUGGGGCUGUCCGUGUGAGGAUUGUAACCAUACUCUAUGAUAUGAUCAACGAAAAGGAGCUGAUCUCUCAGACUGGACUUGACCCCAUCCCAGAUGCAUCUCACAAUGAGCGUUUGCGGCAGUAUGCGCAGGUCUCCCUCCAGCCGCUUUUGGCAGAGCAAGGCUGGUGCAGUCUGGUACCUGAACUGUUGGCCUCCCCAGAGCACGACUGGAAGGAAAAGGCCCUGAGAACUAUCCUGGCCAUGAUGCCUCACUGCCAGACUCAGUAUCGAAAGGAUUACGCCCUGUCUUCCUCCCUCAGCGCCCUACAGGAGCAGUACCAGGAGCUGGUGCUCACAGAGCAGGUCCUCGGUGACGAGGAUGGAUACUUUGGGGAGAUCCUGGCUCUGUUGGAGACAGUGGUGCUGAAACUGAAACAAGUAUAGGGCUUGGUGAAAACCCUUAUCAAAGGACAAUUUAAAAAACGAGGAUGUAGGAUUACAGAAAUGCGUUCGAGUUUUGCGGCUGUGUGAUAGGGUCAAAUCAAAUUUUAUUUGUCACAUACACAUGGUUAGCAGAUGUUAAUGCGAGCGUAGCGAAAUGCUUGUGCUUCUAGUUCACACAUUUGCAAAUCACAAGGUUGCCUUUCGGUUGCUUAGCCUUCCUUACACCUUUUUUCUGCAUCUGUGAUGCAUCAUGCCUUGGCUUGUGUCUCAAAAUAAGGCUUUCCAGUCCUCCCUGAGGAAUGCAUUCAGCUGGGCUAAAAGACAGUAUUUCUCCUUAUAUGGCAUUUGUGUUCCUUGUUCAGUGUGCUCCAUCUAUCUUGUUAGUGGAUUGUCCACUGUGAUACUAGUGUGCCUAGUCAGUGCCUGCUGUAAGCAGUAAUGAAAUCUGAGCUAUUUCCAUACUUCCCUAUGGGGUUUCAUGAGAGACUGUACAGGUUCAUGUUUCGUCAUUUUAUUAGUUUAAGGGUUUCCACUGAUUUGGAAAGCCAAUGUCCAGUCAGUGAUACUCUUCAUUGCACUGCAUCAUUCCGGCAGGAAGGAAAGGCAUCCAGAGAGAAUUCUUGUGCCUCACACAUGCCUGCAUGCUUGACCAAGACUUUCUUGUGUUUGAACCUGUCAAAAAGAGAUGUGCUUUGCACACUCUUGGCAUUCUCUCAACCAGCUUCACGAGAUAGUCACCUGGAAUGCAUUUCAAUUAACAGGUGUGUCGCCUUAAGUUAAUUUGUGGAAUUUCUUUCCUUAAUGCGUUUGAGCCAAUCGGUUGUGUUGUGACAAGGUGGGGGGGUAAAACAGAAGAUAGCCCUAUUUGGUAAAAGUCCAUAUUAUGGCAAGUAGAGCUCAAAUAAGCAAAGAGAAACGACAGUCCAUCAUUACUUGAAGGUCAUCAUUACAUGAAGGUCAGUCAAUUCAGAAAAUGUCAAGAACUUUGAAAGUUUCUUCAAGUGCAGUCGCAAAAACCAUCAAGCGCGAUGUUGAAACUGGCUCUCGUGAGGACCGCGACAGGAAUGGAAGACCCAGAGUCUGCUGGGUCUCUGCUGCAGAGGAUAAGUUCAUUAGAGUUACCAGCCUCAGAAAUUGCAGCCCAAAUAAAUGCUUCACAGAGUUCAAGUAACCGACACAUCUCAACUGUUCAGAAGAGACUGUGAAUCAGGCCUUUGUGGUUGAAUUGCUGAAAAGAAACCACUACUAAAGGGCACCAAUAAGAAGAGACUUGCUUGGGCCAAGAAACAUGAGCAAUGGACAUUAUCAAAUCAAAUUUAUUUAUAUAGCCCUUUGUACAUCAGCUGAUAUCUCAAAGUGCUGUACAGAAACCCAGCCUAAAACCCCAAACAGCAAGCAAUGCAGGUGUAGAAGCAUGGUGGCUAGGAAAAACUCCCUAGAAAGGCCAAAACAUAGGAAGAAACCUAGAGAGGAACCAGGCUAUGUGGGGUGGCCAGUCCUCUUCUGGCUGUGCCGGGUGGAGAUUAUAACAGAACAUGGCCAAGAUGUUCAAAUGUUCAUAAAUGACCAGCAUGGUCGAAUAAUAAUAAGGCAGAACAGUUGGAACUGGAGCAGCAGCACGGCCAGGUGGACUGGGGACAUCAAGGAGUCAUCAUGUCAGGUAGUCCUGGGGCAUGGUCCUCCGAGAGAGAGAAAGUAAUAGAGAAUUAGAGAAAGCACACUUAAAUUCACACAGGACACCGAAUAGGACAGGAGAAGUACUCCAGAUAUAACAAACUGACCCUAGCCCCCUGACACAUAAACUACUGUAGCAUAAAUACUGGAGGCUGAGACAAGGCUGAGUAUAGCCCACAAAGAUCUCCGCCAUGGCACAACCCAAGGGGGGGGCGCCAACCCAGACAGGAUGACCACAUCAGUGAAUCAACCCACUCAGGUGACCGCACCCCUUCCAGGGACGGCAUGAGAGGGCCCCAGUAAGCCAGUAAGACUCAGCCCCUGUAAUAGGGUUAGAGGCAGAGAAUCCCAGUGGAAAGAGGGGAACCGGCCAGGCAGAGACAGCAAGGGCGGUUCGUUGCUCCAGAGCCUUUCCGUUCGCCUUCCCACUCCUGGGCCAGACUACACUCAAUCAUAUGACCCACUGAAGAGAUGAGUCUUCAGUAAAGACUUAAAGGUUGAGACCGAGUUUGCGUCUCUGACAUGGGUAGGCAGACCGUUCCAUAAAAAUGGAGCUCUAUAGGAGAAAGCCCUGCCUCCAGCUGUUUGCUUAGAAAUUCUAGGGACAAUUAGGAGGCCUGCGUUUUGUGACCGUAGCGUACGUGUAGGUAUGUACGGCAGGACCAAAUCAGAGAGAUAGGUAGGAGCAAGCCCAUGUAAUGCUUUGUAGGUUAGCAGUAAAACCUUGAAAUCAGCCCUUGCUUUGAGAGGAAGCCAGUGUAGGGAGUCUAGCACUGGAGUAAUAUGAUCACGUUUUUUGGUUCUAGUCAGGAUUCUAGCAGCCGUAUUUAGCACUAACUGAAGUUUAUUUAGUGCUUUAUCCGGGUAGCCGGAAAGUAGAGCAUUGCAGUAGUCUAACCUAGAAGUGACAAAAGCAUGGAUUAAUUUUUCUGCAUAAUUUUUGGACAGAAAGUUUCUGAUUUUUGCAAUGUUACGUAGAUGGAAAAAAGCUGUCCUUGAAAUGGUCUUGAUAUGUUCUUCAAAAGAGAGAUCAGGGUCCAGAGUAACGCCGAGGUCCUUCACAGUUUUAUUUGAGACGACUGUACAACCAUUAAGAUUAAUUAGACCAGUGGAAAUUUGUCCUUUGGUCUGAGGUCCAAAUUGGAGAUUUUUGGUUCCAACUGCCGUGUGUUUGUGAGACGCGGUGUGGGUGAACGGAUGAUAUCCGCAUGUGUAUUUCCCACCGUGAAGCAUGGAGGAGGAGAUGUAAUGGUGUGUGUGUGCUUUGCUGGUGAUACUGUGAUUUAUUUAAAAUUCAAUGCACACUUAACCAGCAUGGCUACCACAGGAUGGCAUAUCGCUGCAGAAUGCUAUCUGUUUUGAGCUUAGUGGGGCUAUCAUUUGUUUUUCAACAGGACAAUGACCCAACACACCUCCAGGCUGUGUAAGGGCUAUUUUACCAAGAAAGAGAGUGAUGGAGUGCUGCAUCAGAAGACCUCGCCAUCACAAUCACCCGAACUCAACCCAAUUGAUAUGGUUUGGGAUGAGUCGGACCGCAGAGUGAAGGAAAAGCAGUCAUCAAAUGCUCAGGAAAAGAAUUCCGGGUGAAGCUGGUUGAGAGAAUGCCAAGAGUGUGCAAAGCUGUCAUCAAGGCAAAUGGUGGCUAUUUGAAGAAUAUCACUUUUUUGGUUACUGAAUGAUUCCAUAUGUGUUAUUUCAUGGUCUUGAUGUCUUCACUAUUAUUCAGCAAUGUAAAAAAAACAUUAAAACCCUAGAAUGAGUAGGUGUUUCUAAAAUGUUUGACCUGUAGUUUAGGUCUUCGUCGUAUCUGAGCCUAAACCACAGCCCAAGCAGCCCUGGACUUGCCCACUGGAUUUCCUUUUCCAGUGGCUGUGGUUGAAUCCUUCCUUUACUGGCUAUCUGUUGCGCAGCAUUUGGUCACUUCUUGCUGAAAUUGAAAUGCUGUGUGUUGAAGUACUUGCAAUUGAGUUGAGCACCUGCAGCAGCCAUCACAAUAUAUCAGAUGGCAUAUCCACCUUUAAAGACUUUCAGGGCAAUUACUUUAGACUGAGAUGUGAAGUUCCAAGCAGAAAUGUUGAUUGACACGAAUAAAAUGCUCCCUCCAGUGACGACUCUAGUAGGCUUAUACACAUGGAC
Messenger RNA from Oncorhynchus nerka (sockeye salmon), 5220 nucleotides. Its product is annotated as nucleotide exchange factor SIL1-like. The record is from RefSeq and is a predicted model, not a curated record. Lineage: Eukaryota; Metazoa; Chordata; Actinopteri; Salmoniformes; Salmonidae. The coding region runs from base 13 to 1410 and encodes 465 amino acids. The transcript is spliced from 9 exons.